AUGGUCACGAGGACGAGUCACUGGAAGUGGAUAGCCCGGGUAAACCCCCGGGUCCAGGAAAUCGACCAGUACCCGUUAAGGUUUCAACCGGGAUCGGCGGAUACGGGUUUUGUCCGGGUUGAGCAGAGUAACCAGGUUCCCGCGGGUGAAAAAGUGCUGUACGCGAACACUGUCAUUGUCUUCAGUCGAGAUCCUAGCGACAACGAUAUCGGAGGACAGUUGAAGGAUACCGGGCACGAUUCGGCGGUCCUGGAGAGCGAAUUAUCUGGCUAUAAGGCCUGUUCAGCAUGCAGUGACAUUGCUCGCAUAGGCAACUCGCAAGGACGUACAACUGUGAACUGUCAUAGUGUGCUGAAGAGGCUUCCGAGGAAUUCAAGUAUCCUUGUUCCCACGAAAAUAAUUUUGGUUUCUCAGCUACGUAUCGCGUCAGACGAAGCAGUGUCAGAAGUCAGCGCCGUGAAAGGAUUUGAGUGUAUUGAGGGCGCCUUGAAGGCUCAGGCUGUCGACGUGUCCGUUGGUCGGGAAGUGCAUGAGCACCUGCCACCGUUCAGACUAGUCUCGCCGAGCAUCGUUGUCGCGUGGAUUUGCCACGAAAUCGUCAUACGCCACAAAUCCUUGUCCAGUCGGAUCCUAGAGCCUGAGUAUAUGCGCAAGGGGCUGGUGUUCUCGAGAGCUGGAGGUUGGAAACGGAAGAACGGGCCGGACGCCAUGAGGGUACGAAGCAGAAAAGGAAAUGCUGAAUUUCAAGAUCCCACCUGA
Desarmillaria tabescens is the source of this 759-nucleotide messenger RNA. RefSeq lists its product as uncharacterized. The transcript has 6 exons. The coding region runs from base 1 to 759 and encodes 252 amino acids. The record is from RefSeq and is a predicted model, not a curated record. Lineage: Eukaryota; Fungi; Basidiomycota; Agaricomycetes; Agaricales; Physalacriaceae.